Molecule: messenger RNA, 888 nt
Organism: Protopterus annectens (West African lungfish)
Lineage: Eukaryota; Metazoa; Chordata; Ceratodontiformes; Protopteridae
Product: sericin-2-like
Exons: 1
Coding region: 1-888 (295 amino acids)
Source: RefSeq, a predicted model, not a curated record
AUGAACAGUAAUAACAGCCAAACACCAGCAACUGAUGCAAUGAGCAGUAAUAACAGCCAAACACCAGCAGCUGAUACAAUGAGCAGUAAUAACAACAGCCCAUCAGCAGCAGCUGAUACAAUGAACAGUAAUAACAGCCAAACACCAGCAACUGAUGCAAAGAGCAGUAAUAACAGCCAAACACCAGCAGCUGAUACAAUGAGCAGUAAUAACAACAGGCCAUCACCAGCAGCUGAUACAAUGAACAGUAAUAACAGCCAAACACUAGCAGCUGAUGCAUUGAGCAGUAAUAACAGCAAAACACCAGCAGCUGAUACAAUGAGCAGUAAUAACAAUAGCCAAACACCAGCAGCUGAUACAAUGAACAGUAAUAACAGCCAAACACCAGCAGCUGAUACAAUGAGCAGUAAUAACAGCCAAACCCCAGCAGCUGAUACAAUGAGCAAUAACAGCCCAUCAGCAGCAGCUGAUACAAUGAACAGUAAUAACAGCCAAACACCAGCAACUGAUACAAUGAGCAGGAAUAACAGCCAAACACCAGCAGCUGAUACAGUGAGCAGUAAUAACAGCAGGCCAUCACCAGCAGCUGAUACAAUGAACAGUAAUAACAGCCAAACACCAGCAGCUGAUACAAUGAACAGUAAUAACAGCCAAACACCAGCAGCUGAUACAAUGAGCAGUAAUAACAGCAAAACACCAGCAGCUGAUACAAUGAGCAGUAAUAAUAGCCAAACACCAGCAGCUGAUACAAUGAGCAGUAAUAACAGCCAAACACCAGCAGCUGAUGCAAUCAACAGUAAUAACAGCCCAUCACCAGCAGCUGAUACAAUGAACAGUAAUAAUAGCCAAACACCAGCAGCUGAUGCAAUGAGCAGUAAUAACAGCUAA